Clonostachys byssicola is the source of this 654-nucleotide messenger RNA. NCBI's taxonomy places the organism in Eukaryota, Fungi, Ascomycota, Sordariomycetes, Hypocreales, Bionectriaceae. The record is from the annotation of a GenBank genome assembly.
AUGGCCCCCGACAAACCCCCCCCCCUCCCCCUCGCCCCCGACCGCGCCGCCCUCUCGAACCGCAUCUCCCUCCUCCUCUCCGCCCAGUCCUCCGUCCUCAAAACCAUGAACCAAUCCUCCGGCACCGCAGCCAAGCAUCAACCACCGAGGCAGCACCACCACCGCACGGACGAGGAGGACCUGUUCCGGGAGAACGCCCGCCCAAACGAGGGCGUGGGGUACGUCGCCGACGCCGCCAAGGCCAAGAGCGACGAGGCCGCGAGGGAGGACAGGAUGCUGAGGGGCCGGCUGUUGGGCAAGCGGAAGGAUCUGAAUGCCGGGAGGCGGGGGGCCCGACAGGCGGACGAGGACGAGGAGGAUGACGAGGGCGGCAGGAGCUCGCUGGGGAAGAGGAAGAGGCCGAAGAGGGUAACGGAAACUGCCCAGGAGGCGGUGGAGGUAGAAUCAAGCUCCCAGGCUGGUGAGGGCAACGUGGAGCAAGAUCAAACAGAAGAAGGGCACAAUGACUUGGAUGACACGAGAACGAAUCAGAGUGGUGAGCCAGGUAGUUCCGAUCUACCAGACCACAAUCAGUCGACUGCAGAAGCACAGACAAAGAAGAAGAAGAAAAAGAAGAGGAAGAACAAGAAAUCCAAGAAUGAGGGGGUCUCAUAA